AAAGAAUUUUGUUUAACGAUUUCAUUUUCGUAAAUAUACAUUUCAGCAGAUUUAUGAAGACCAUAGAUGUACUGUCUUUUCGGAUUAUUUUUUGUCCCUAUAGUUUUGAGCUCUACAAUUUCUAUUUCAUGGCAGAAUCAUCACUCACAAGCAGAUAUUGAACGCAUAAUCAAGAGAGUUAUCGAGAAAUGCCCCGAUAUUUCUUAUGCUUACUAUUUAACAACUGGUCGUAUCACCACAACACCGAAUUUAAACAGACUAUUUGUGAUAGCUUUCGGGAAGUAUGCCAACACAUCUGUGAAAGGUAUACCGGAGUUCAAGUAUAUUGCCAACAUGCAUGGAGAUGAAGUUGUUGGAAGAGAGCUGUUAAUACGUUUGGCCGUCUACCUGUGUGAUGAAUUUACCUCACAAAACACAUUCGUCCACAAACUGCUUAACCGAACGAGAAUCCAUAUUUUGCCCUCAAUGAACCCGGACGGUUGGGAAAUCGCCGCAUCUAACAAAAAAUUUCAUGAAUUAGGAAGAUGCAAUUCUAGAAAAGUGGAUCUCAACAGGGACUUUCCUGACUUGACAAAAAAGUUUUAUAUCAAUCUGCGUAACGGUGGACCUUUGGACCAUUUACAACCUGAUGAAAUCGAUGUGGAGAAGGCGCAAGUAGAGACAAGAAUGGUAAUGGGAUGGUUAGAAAAAAUCAAUUUUGUGCUGGGUGCUAAUAUACACGGUGGUGAUUUGGUUGCGAAUUAUCCGUUUGACAAGUCAAUAACAGGGAAUUCUGCCGAAUCUAUUACACCAGAUAAUCCUACUUUUGUUGAGCUAGCAGAAUCUUAUGCUGAUCAUCAUCCACGAAUGAAAAAAGGGAUUAAAAAGUGCUAUGACUCCGAUAACCAUUUCAGUGAUGGCAUUACAAAUGGUGCAAGAUGGUAUUCGUUAAAUGGAGGUUAUUGUUUGGAAACUGACAGCUGUUCAUUCUUAAGCUCACAACGCACUCUGAUAGUUAGCACGAAACCCCAAUUAUCCAAAAUGGAUUAUUCACUUUGGUUCGUUAAAAAGAGAUUUAUUUCAGUAGUCUCGUACAACCUUAUACUCCGGACUGCAUUUCUCACUAUCUACACAAAGCUGAUUACUGCUUUCAUUGUUCAUAUUUAAAUUUAUUAAAGAUAACAAGACUUGCAUAACAAAAAAUGAGAGUUGAUUACAUGAAUCCCAAUAUUGUAGCUGAUCCAGAACUCACAACCUUAGAUGUUGAUAGUCAAUUCUUUCCAGUUAUCGGAAUGUUAAACAACGCUAAAAAAUAUCUAAUAAAACUUCAAUAGUCUACCGUCGACAAUGUACAAAUCAAAAUUGAAGUAAAGGUAGUCAUUGCAAACAAGCUUUUAAUGUACAAAUUCUUUGGUUCAGAUAUUCUGAAUACGUUACGCGGCCAUAGAGAAGGACUAAUAUUUGAUAUUUUCCGUCGUUCAUCAGCUAACAUCAUUUCAUAAUGAGAGUCUAGUUUACAAUAUCUUUAUUGUGUCUUGUUAAUUUCUUUAUUAAGGAGAAUAGUUUAGUGGUGUAAAAAUUCUAAAACCGUUCAUUUCACCAACUUCUUUCCAACAUAGACCAUCAGACAUUGUAUUUUUAUGUUUAUUAGUUCACACGUUUAAAUUAUUCCAAGAACUCCAAGGUUUUUAUUAGUGACAUAUUAACAACUACUGAAGAAACGGUAUGUAGUAAAAAAAUAAAAAGUUCAGGGGAGUUUUUAUUUAUUUUUAGGGUGUUAUAUAAACCCAGUAUUCUGUAAAUGCGCUGUGUCAUGCUUUUUUCUUCUUUAAAUAAAAUUGUUUCUAAAAAACGUGAGGUGUC
Messenger RNA from Schistosoma bovis, 1842 nucleotides. Lineage: Eukaryota; Metazoa; Platyhelminthes; Trematoda; Strigeidida; Schistosomatidae. The record is from the annotation of a GenBank genome assembly.